Messenger RNA from Aspergillus nomiae NRRL 13137, 2676 nucleotides. Its product is annotated as putative MFS multidrug transporter. Bases 1 to 2676 code for a protein of 891 amino acids. NCBI's taxonomy places the organism in Eukaryota, Fungi, Ascomycota, Eurotiomycetes, Eurotiales, Aspergillaceae. Gene Ontology annotation, cellular component: membrane. The transcript is spliced from 5 exons. Gene Ontology annotation, biological process: transmembrane transport. Gene Ontology annotation, molecular function: transmembrane transporter activity. The record is from RefSeq and is a predicted model, not a curated record.
AUGUCGAACGAAAAGGGGGCUCUCGGCGAGUCGCCCAUGAGCCGGAAAAUCCCAUAUUGGCGCAUGGUUAUGGAUCAGGGAGCCGUGACCCAGGAAGUCAUCGAUCAUCCGUAUCCGGGUUCAGGAACAGAAGAGGAUCCAUAUGCUGUCACCUGGCUCCCCAAUGAUCCACGGAACCCUAUGCAGUUCGCCAGUAGCACGAAAUGGUUCAUCACUAUGCUUGCUGCCAUUUCGACCCUGGCCGUUGCGCUGGUUUCAUCAGCCUAUACCGGUGGUGUUGCUCAGAUCAGACAGCAGUUUCACGUCGGUACCGAAGUUUCUACCCUGGGUGUUUCGCUCUUCGUCCUUGGUUUUGCCAUCGGACCUCUGCUCUGGGCUCCUCUGAGUGAAAUGUUCGGCCGUCAGAUCAUUUUCUUUAUCACUUACCUCGCUUUGACUGCCUUCAACUGUGGAAGCGCUGGCGCCCAGAACAUCCAGACUCUGAUCAUCCUUCGAUUUUUCGCUGGAUCAUUUGGCUCCUCCCCUCUUACCAAUGCGGGAGGUGUCAUUGCCGACAUGUUCUCUGCUAAAGAGAGAGGUGUUGCGACGAGUCUUUUUGCGGCUGCUCCAUUUCUGGGGCCCGUUCUCGGCCCCAUCAUUGGAGGUUUCCUGGGAAUGAAUGCCGGGUGGAGAUGGGUGAUGGGCUUCUUGGGAGCCUUUUCUGGCUUCGUCUGGAUCGUAGCCUCCCUGUUCACACCUGAAACAUAUGCACCGGUUCUUCUUCGUCGCCGGGCAGAGAGAUUGUCUAAGAUUACCGGUAAGGUCUAUCUCAGCAAAUUGGACAUCGACCAGGGCAAGGUCAGUCUCAAGCAAGCGUUCGGCACCGCAUUGUCGCGUCCCUGGAUCCUCCUCUUCCGGGAGCCUAUUGUGUUCUUGCUGUCUCUGUACAUGGCUAUUGUGUAUGGCACCUUGUAUAUGCUCUUCGCCGCCUACCCAAUUGUGUUCCAGAUGGUCCGCGGAUGGAACCAGGGCGUGGGCAGCCUUCCAUUCCUUGGUAUCAUGAUCGGGAUGCUGGCUGCUGUGGCCUACAGCAUUUUCGACAACAAGCGGUAUGUCAAGACUGACGAACAACACGGAGGGUUCGCUCCCCCCGAAGCACGUCUCCCACCAUGCAUGAUUGCUUCGCUCGCUAUUCCCAUCGGUCUCUUCUGGUUUGCCUGGACGAACUACCCAUCUAUCCACUGGAUGGCCUGCGUCGCGGCAGGAGCCCCCUUCGGUUUUGGAAUGGUUCUGGUGUUCUUGAGUAUCCUGACCUACCUCAUUGACACAUAUACCAUCUUCGCCGCGUCGGUCCUGGCAGCAAACUCAGUUUUGCGAUCGGUCUUUGGUGCCGCCUUCCCGCUUUUCACGACGUAUAUGUACAAAGACCUUGGCAUUCAUUGGGCAUCCACCAUUCCUGCCUUCCUGGCUCUUGCAUGUGUGCCGUUCCCGUUCCUGUUCUAUAUCUACGGCCCCAAGAUCCGCAUGCGCUGCAAGUACGCCGCCGAAUCCGAUGCCUUUAUGCGCAAGAUGGCGCAGCAGAUUAAGCAACAGCAGGGUGAGCCUGACGACAAGGAAAUAGAAAAUGCCUUUGACCGCACGGAGGCGCCUGGUGUUGAGGUGUCCGAUAGUAGCGAUGAUGAAAGCGACUCGCAUGUUGGCGAGCUGCCGCCGGUGCAUCAAGUUCGCACUAAGUCAUCGGUUCGGACCGCUGGUUCUGCGCCUUGGCAAACGGCCAACGCUAUCUUCGCGGUCCCAUCUGCCAUCUCGCAUACGGCCUCAAGGAAAUCGAUCUACCAGCUCAUCGCCGAAGAGCCCGGAGAAGAACGUACCCCCCAAAACGCUCAAUCCCAAGCCGCUCCUCCCUCAUCGACGCAACCCUCCUGUCCCUCCCCCACCCCGCGUACAGUCCCCGCCGGUGCCAGAUCUCGAUCGCUGCGUGACGUUAUCGUGGAGGGGCCUCUUGGCAAGCUCGGACGGUCAUAUUCGCGGGUUCAGGAAAGAAGGCCUUAUGCGACGCAAUUCUGGAGCUCGAUUGUCGUGUACCUAUUCGGUGACUUGAGCGCACAGUUAUUGUUUCCUUCGGAUAGCAAAUCGGUGAAGGAUACAGCCCGAGAAAAAUCAGAGUCGGCGUCAAAGACAGAGAGUGAAGACAAUGGCGCCGCGACAUCGGGAGGAGGAUAUGACCCGUGGAGGACAUUGCGGCACUUGACAGUGGGCGCAGGAUCAAGUAUCCCGUCGUAUACCUGGUUCAUGUUCCUUCACCACCACUUCAAUUUCACCUCCAAGUUCCUCUCGAUCCUCACCAAGGUCUGCGUGCAACAGGCCGUUUUCACACCCGUCUUCAACACCUACUUCUUCAGUGUCCACUCGUUGCUUUCUGGUGCGACCUUCGAGGAGACCUGGGAGCGUCUGAAGAAGGCGCUUCCAGUGAGCAUCACCAACAGCGCAAAGUUGUGGCCCGCAGUCACCGCGUUCAGCUUCAUGUACGUGCCGCCUCAGUUCCGGAAUAUAUUCUCUGGAGUUAUUGCGGUCGGAUGGCAGACGUAUCUCAGCUGGUUAAACCAGAAGGCGGCGCGAGAAGUCGAGGCCAAUGAGUUGGCUGAGGCAGCGGCUUCGCAGAUUGGUGUCGGUGCCCCUGCGACGCUGAAGGCAUAG